Messenger RNA from Phacochoerus africanus (Common warthog), 1413 nucleotides. RefSeq names its product disintegrin and metalloproteinase domain-containing protein 29-like. Gene Ontology annotation, biological process: proteolysis; male gonad development. The transcript has 2 exons. Bases 1 to 1413 code for a protein of 470 amino acids. Gene Ontology annotation, molecular function: metalloendopeptidase activity. Lineage: Eukaryota; Metazoa; Chordata; Mammalia; Artiodactyla; Suidae. The record is from RefSeq and is a predicted model, not a curated record. Gene Ontology annotation, cellular component: plasma membrane; sperm head plasma membrane; external side of plasma membrane.
AUGACUCAGGAUGACCAAGGAGCCUUGCAGAUGGACUAUCCCUUCAUCCCUUCUGACUGUUACUACUUCGGCUACCUAGAGGAGAUUCCUCUUUCAAUGGUCACUGUGGACACAUGCUCUGGGGGUCUCGAAGAACUAUACUCGAUAUGUGGUGAGAAGGAUCUUCUCUUCAUUGGACAGCUAGGCAGACAUUAUUUCUUGUUAUCUAUUGUAGUAACCUACACCUCUGCAAGAAGUUUAGGUCUGUAUUAUGAUAAUGAGAACUGUAUUUGCAUGAGAAGGGCAACCUGUCUUAUGUCACAGUACCCUGCUCUGACAGAUGCUUUCAGUGAGUGUUCCUUCGUACAUCUGCGGAAUAUUUUAGUUGCAAACCAUUGUGUUUUUACUGGAGUAGAACGCUAUUUCAAUGCAAGCAUGACAAAUAUGCGUUGUGGUAACUAUAUAGUGGAGGAUUGGGAGACGUGUGACUGUGGCUCCUACAAGCAGUGUUAUAGCAACCCAUGCUGUCAACAUGACUGCGUUUUUGAGCCAGGAGCUAUUUGUAAUGAAGAACUAUGCUGUACAAACUGUACCUACUCUGUUCCUGGAACUCUGUGCAGGCCAAUCCAAAAUAUAUGUGAUCUUCCAGAGUACUGCAAAGGAAAUAACUAUUCCUGCCCAGAUAAUUUUUAUCUGCAAGAUGGAACCCCCUGUACUGAAGAAGCUUACUGCUAUAAAGGAAACUGCACUGAUCGUACUUUGCACUGCAAAGAAAUCUUUGGAAUAAAUUCAGUUAAUGCUAACGAUGCCUGUUAUACAAUAAAUACAAGAGGUGAUCGAUUUGGACACUGUAUACAACUGAGAAAUACACUCACACAUCAAGCUUGUAACAGUGAAGACAUAAAGUGUGGAAGGCUGCAGUGUAGCAAUAUUACUCACGUUCCCUCUUUGCAGGAUCGUGUUUCAUUCCAUCAGUCAAAGAUCUCAGAGUACUGGUGUUGGGGAGUAGACAGAAUCUAUUCCCCAGAAACGACUGAUGUUGGUCAUGUGAGAAAUGGUACCCCCUGUGCUCCUGGAAGAUUCUGUGAGAAUAACUUCUGUAAUGGUACUAUAAGUGCACUAAUUUAUGACUGUCUCCCUGAGAAAUGCCAUUUUAGAGGAAUUUGCAACAAUCAAAGGAACUGCCAUUGCCAUGUAGGCUGGGAACCACCACUGUGCUUACAAAGAGGUUCUGGAGGGAGCAUAAACAGUGGACCCAGUUCAGGAAGAAUUCGCUCAGUGCAAAAAAGUACUCGAGAAAUCUUUUAUUUGAGAGUGGUCUUCGGUCGCCUGUAUGCCUUCAUAGCUGCACUCCUCUUUGGUGUGGCCACAAAUGUAAAGAAUAUCAAGACCAGUGUAGUUAAGGAAGUGACAGAAAAUGUUAAUGCAUUAUAA